Molecule: messenger RNA, 874 nt
Organism: Mycena citricolor
Lineage: Eukaryota; Fungi; Basidiomycota; Agaricomycetes; Agaricales; Mycenaceae
Source: the annotation of a GenBank genome assembly
UCAUCGCCUACGGCAUCAUAUCUGGUCUGAUCGUAUUCUACACUAUAUCAUUACGCCUGCGCUGUACAUAUUUGGCUCGUUUGCUUCCCCGAUGCUGCCUUGCCACUUGUUCUGCAAAAAGGUGCGCAACUCCAGAUGCCACGCUGACUGCUUCAGCGCGAACGCCCGUGCCCCUGCCUCCACUUCACGUGAUGAGCUCACCUGCCCCGACGACUUCGUCUUCCACCAAUCGGCCUGCCAUUCCAGAUAAGCACACACUCGACGCAUCUCCUCCUUCAGCAGCAGGACCUCCUCGGUCCACCUAUCGCGACGUGCCAGCGCCCAACUCCAUUCCACCCGUAUUGCUGUAAUGAUGUCAGUCCCAUCCAGUACCUAUUGCACCAGGAACUCACAGUCAUGCAGAUCCUUCUCCUCAUUGUCCAAAGCUCCAGGCGCGGUCCAAAUCCAUGAUAUCACCUGCAUCAACGAUCCUUGGUCCUGCCUCGGUGCUUUCCCUCCUCCUAGCGCCCCAAUCUUCAUUGCUGUCAAAGCAUCCGUCCUCUCUGCAUGCUGGAACUUUUCCAAGCAACCGGCCGCCACCAGAGCCUCCCUUCCCCUUCGAUACCGGUUCGCGCUCGCUGUAACCUUCUCCCCGACCUCGCUGAUGAGUGUCCGUGCCUUUGUGGACUGGUUCUGGCCCAUCACGUUUGCAUUGCGGAAGCUGAUCAGGUGCCUCUUCGCGUGCAGACGCGCCCGAACCAGUGUGAGUGAGUUCUCGCACUGCGCUACCCGUAGCUUCAUCUCCAUGUCCAGCAACCCGCCCACACAGCCCUGCACUGGACCCAACAAUGAGGGCAUCUCACUUGGCAUCCACAGCUUGAUGUGCUCUGGCCGA